Molecule: messenger RNA, 1811 nt
Organism: Rana temporaria (common frog)
Lineage: Eukaryota; Metazoa; Chordata; Amphibia; Anura; Ranidae
Product: tigger transposable element-derived protein 1-like
Exons: 1
Coding region: 56-1495 (479 amino acids)
Cellular component (GO): nucleus
Molecular function (GO): DNA binding
Source: RefSeq, a predicted model, not a curated record
GCCCAGAGGUGUCCGCCAGCCAGCCCAGCAUUGCUUGCCAGGUACGCAUUGAAUAAUGGCAGAUAGUACCAAAAAAAGCCGUAAAUCAAUUACUUUGGAUAUGAAGGCUAAAAUGAUUAAGUUGUAUGAUGAAGGUGUAACUCAAGCUGAAAUAGGCCGAAGGCUAGGCUACACUCGGACUACAGUUAACACCGUCAUAAAAAACAGAGAAAAACUUCUUGCAGAAAUUAAGAGUGCUACACCUGUUAACACAACAACAAUUCGAAAAAGAGAUAGCAUUGUUGCAGACAUGGAGAGACUCUUAAUACUUUGGAUAGAAAAUCAGACUACACGUCAUGUUCCUGUCAACCAGGCAAUUAUACAAACUAAAGCCUUAUGUCUAUUCAAUGACCUGAAGGCUAAGAAAGGUGAGACAGCAAAGGAUGCAGAAUUUUCUGCAAGCCAUGGAUGGUUUGAUAGGUUCAAGAAAAGGUCUAACCUACAUAACAUUAAAAUACAAGGAGAGGCAGCUGCUGCAGAUCAUAAGGCUGCAGAAAGCUAUCCAAGCGAGCUUGCCAAAAUUAUUCAAGAUGGAGGCUACUCCAUGGAUCAGAUUUUUAAUGUGGAUGAGACUGGUCUAUUCUGGAAGAAGAUGCCUGCAAGAACCUUUAUCGCAAUACAGGAAAGAUCAAUGCCAGGCUACAAGCCAGCUAAAGAUAGAAUAACCCUUCUGUUAGGUGGCAAUGCUUCUGGUACCUUAAAGCUAAAGCCUUUGCUAAUUUACAGAUGGGAAAAUCCAAGAGCUUUGAAGAACUACAUUAAAACUAGGCUUCCAGUGCAUUGGAGAGCUAACAAAAAAGCAUGGGUUACUGCAGCCCUUUUUGAAGAUUGGUUUGACACCUGCUUUGUUCCAGAGGUGAAAGCCUAUUGCAAGGACAACAAUAUCCCUUUUCACAUUUUGCUGCUUGUUGAUAAUGCCCCUGGACACCCUCGAACACUAGAUGAGCUGAACCCUAACAUUCGAGUGCAGUUCCUACCACCAAAUACUACCUCACUACUGCAGCCAAUGGAUCAAUGCGUCAUUGCCGCCUUCAAGUUAAACUACUUAAAAAGAACAUUCAGUAAGUGUAUUGCAGCAAUAGACAAAGAAGAAGGAGAAGGUAAAGAAGUCCUAUCCAAAUUCUGGAAAAGCUACAACAUCUUGGAUUGCAUUAAAACUAUAAGAGAUUCUUGGAAUGACAUAAAGGAAACCACAAUGAAAAGGGCCUGGAAAAAAUUAUGCCCACAGUUAGUUGAUGAUUCAGAAGGCUGUGAAGAUCAUGUAGCUACUGUUACUGAAAAUAUUGUAGAUAUGGCAAGGCAGUUAGAGCUGGAAGUGGAGCCAGAAGAUGUUGCUGAACUGCUUGCGUCCCACACGGAGUCCCUCAGCAAUGAAGAUCUUCUAGAACUUGAAGAGGAGAGAGAAGAAGAUGUGCAGGAUGGGUUGAGAUCAUUGAUCAUCAGCCUGAAGGUUUAACAACAAAAAUUCUCUUUGAAGCUUUCCGUCAUCUUGAUAGCGCCAUGGCUCUAUUUGAAAAGCAUGAUAGGGAUUUUGAAAGAAGUUCCAAAGUCAAUGCUAACAUCUCAGGGGCUUAUGCCUGUUACAAAGAAAUUUACAGGGAGAAAAAGAGAGCUACACUUCAAACCUCCAUAGAAACAUACUUUUCUAAAAGUCCAUCAGCAUGCAGAUCAUCAUCAACUGACAGUCUGUUUCCAGCUCUGACAUCACCACCGUGUCCUGCUCCUAUUGCUACUUGUAGUACACCCAAUUCUCCAGCAAGAAAGCGUCUCAU